GGCCAGUGCGCACGCGCGGCGGACAGGGAGAUCUAUCAUAACGAAAAUGUUCUAUAAAAUCUCACUACCGCGGCGCUCAGAUCUCCUCUGCCAUGGCAUGCUUUUUCCUAUGAAACUGCAGCCAUCUCGUCACUCGGAGAAGGAUGAGAAGCUGCCCCCCAGCAAGAGGGACUGCCCCACAUCUGCCACCAAAUCCGUCGCUCACUUGAUUCAGUAAUCUCCGUCUGUGUGUCUGUCUGCUGUAUAUAUGUGGACCGUCCGUCUGCUGCACUGCGUCUGUUCUGCCAUUUACUCUAACCAUUUUAUUUUUGUUUGUUUUUUGUGUGUCCCAACUCUGACCAGCAUGUUCUCCUAUGGAACACGAAGUACCUGAAGAGGAAUGAAGAAGCCCAUGUUUGAGGCCCGCGCCCUCUGACAGGGAAAGAUGGCCGCUCUGCAUGUCACCCAGCACCAUGCUUGUGCAUUGUGAUGUCACCCAGCAGCAAUCUCUAUUGUGAUGUCAUCGGGGUAUAUAAGGAGGCGCUGGGCACAGAGCAGUCACUCGUCAGUUGGAUGUGACACGUUCGCAGGCUGAAGGGAUAUAGUGACGAUACGUCAUGCGAUUCUUUGCGUCCUAUUAUCUGCUGCUGCAGAUAAUAGUAUUUCUAUGUGGAGCUCAGGUAGCGACAUCUUGCCUGAAAUGCUUCACCACCCCAGCGGACAGAGCCAGCAUUUGUUACCAUGCGGUCUCGCUGGACAAAAUGGGGGCCGAAGAAUGUCUCCAGAGGCUACACUGGGGCUUUGACCCCCUGAAUAACAUCUCGAUAGCCUUCAACCAGAUACAGAACAUCAGAAAGUAUCUCAAGACCUUUGAAAAAGAGGUCAAGAAAAUUGAAAAACUAUCUUGGGUAGAACAGUUUGACAAAAAGAUGGCUGAAUUUGUCAAAGGCGUGAAAGAUCGUGUCGCAAGUCAUCCACCGUUGGAUUGCAGACCUCCAUGCGGGCUUCAAAAAGCUGCCCGAACCUUUUCAUGCAGCCGAUGUGCUGAGGAGGACUGCAAUAUCCCGGUGACCUGUCCCCUUAAGGACAUCAAGGUGGAAGAGCUGGAAGAGACCCGAAUCUGGUGCACGGCGUCCUUUAUCCUUCCUGAUCAUCCGAAGGUUGUUUGGAAGUACGCCAAAAACAUCAAAAAAACGGAUUUGAGUAACUUCAAAGACUUCUACAUUGGGAAUGACCUGGAUGUACACAUCAAGCCAACCAGAGUCAGCCAUAAAGGAACUUAUGCCUGUGAGAUAAUUGAUGAGGAUGAUGACAUCAUACUCCGAAGAUUCUUUUAUCUCGAUGUGACGCAGACUAAAUCCAAGGCAAUGGAGGAAAUAGAAGCUGAAUUCAAUCGAGCUCUGGCACAAAAACUACCUACCCAGGAGGAAGAGGAGGAGAGGAUCGAACAUGGUCCCUCCACUAAAGACAUCAUCCUCGCCUUCCUCCAGAGCCAUGUCAGCUAUGCCAUCUACGCUGCUGUCUGCUGUCUUAUUGUCACCGUAUUGGUCGGGUUCCUUUGGCGUCAUGCCCUGAGCGUAGACUGGUCGAAAAAAACAUCAGGACCAAGAACCAGCUUCCCACCAAAACACUACCUGCCGCCAUAGAACAAAUCAGCCAUCUGGAGUCAACAACAACAGACUCCCAAGGGGUAUCACCAACUACCCCUCAUCUGCAGCAAACCAUCUCUGCAGAAAAAAAAACUAUCCCUUACC
Molecule: messenger RNA, 1733 nt
Organism: Bufo bufo (common toad)
Lineage: Eukaryota; Metazoa; Chordata; Amphibia; Anura; Bufonidae
Product: sperm acrosome membrane-associated protein 6-like
Exons: 11
Coding region: 597-1625 (342 amino acids)
Biological process (GO): fusion of sperm to egg plasma membrane involved in single fertilization
Source: RefSeq, a predicted model, not a curated record